Pneumocystis carinii B80 is the source of this 1720-nucleotide messenger RNA. RefSeq lists its product as hypothetical. NCBI's taxonomy places the organism in Eukaryota, Fungi, Ascomycota, Pneumocystomycetes, Pneumocystales, Pneumocystaceae. Gene Ontology annotation, biological process: protein phosphorylation. The record is from RefSeq and is a predicted model, not a curated record. The transcript is spliced from 6 exons. Gene Ontology annotation, molecular function: ATP binding; protein kinase activity. Bases 46 to 1674 code for a protein of 542 amino acids.
UGGUUUUUUUGCAGGAAAAUUAAGAGAUAUCAUAAGCUAGAGUAUAUGAUUGAGAUAUUCAAGGUAUUAGCUGAAUGCAGCAGAAAGAUCCAUAGUAGUUUAUUUAAACAUUCGUCAAGGCCAAUAUAUCAAGGACUAAAGAAGAUAACAUUUCGUCAUAUAGAGGAGAAUGAGAAAUCUAUAUGUAAAGAGUUUUGUUCAGGAAACAAUAUAGAAGAAGGUUAUAUGGAUUAUCAAAAAAAGAUGAUUCAAAAAAAUCUUUCUCAAUGUGCGAGUUUUGAGAAAUAUACAUUAAUUGAAAAAAUGGGAGAUGGCGCGUACAGCGAAGUUUAUAAAGCAAUUUGUAAUGAAACUAAGGAAUAUGUUGCUAUUAAAGCGAUUCGUAAAUACCAGCUUAAUUAUACACAGAAGGUUAGUGUUUUUAAAGAAAUUCGGAUUAUGCAGGACAUCAAUCAUCCAAAUAUUGUACGUUUUCUUGGAUUUUUGGAAAACAAUGAUUAUUAUUUUCUUAUUCUUGAACUUGUUGAAGGAGGAGAGAUUUUUUAUCAAAUUGUUCGACUUACAUAUUUUUCAGAGGAACUUUCUAAACAUAUUAUUACACAAGUUGCCCAUGCUAUACAUUAUCUUCAUGAAGAGAAAGGAGUAGUUCAUAGAGAUAUUAAACCGGAAAAUAUUCUUUUUAAGCCGAUACCAUUUCUUCCUAGAAAAUAUUCUAAAUCAAAAAAGGAUAUGGAUAAAAUUGAUGAGGGUGAAUUUAUUCAAGGUUUUGGUUCUGGUACUAUUGGUCAAGUUAAAAUUGCAGACUUUGGACUUAGUAAGGUUGUUUGGGAUAAACAAACAAAGACACCUUGUGGUACUAUUGGUUAUACUGCCCCGGAAAUUAUAAAAGAUCAAAAAUAUUCUAAAUGCGUUGAUAUGUGGGCAUUAGGUUGUGUUCUUUAUACCUUUCUUUGCGGAUUUCCUCCUUUUUAUGAUGAAAAUGCUCAAAUACUUUCAAGAAAAGUCGCUAGAGGCGAAUUUACUUUUGCAAGUCCUUGGUGGGAUAAAAUUAGUAAAAGCGCACAAGAUCUUAUUAGUAAUCUUUUGACGGUCGACCCUAAAAAACGAUAUACUAUUGAUCAAUUUUUAAAUCAUCCAUGGAUUCGGGAAUCUAAAAAUCAAACUCUUAACAAUACAUCUCAUCCUUCUAACUCCCUAACUAUCAAUCCUAUCUCUUCAUGGUCUUAUAUAAGAGAUUAUUCUACAAAUAAAGAACAUAAUAAGGAAUAUAAAAAUGAUUUUAGAUCUCCUGAUACUGUUUCUCUACGUGAUAUAUUUGACAUUUCUUAUAAAGUACAACGUAUAAAGGAAGAAAAUACAUACAAAACAUCCAUCUUAUUAGACAAUACUUUUCAAAAUAAUUUGAAUAACAUUUCAUACUACAUCGAAGAGACAAUACAAAGGAAAUUAUAUCAUCAGAUAUACCACUCUCCUAAUGAAAAUAUCUACACUUCUGAAAAACAAAAAAAACAUACAAAUAACGGUAAAAAUAUCAAUUCUUCUUUUAAUCCUCUUUAUUUAUCAAAUUUAAAUUCUUCAUCGGAUCACUUCUCUUAUUACUCUCAAUCUUGCGUCGAACUCUUAUUAGAAAAAUCUACACUUUUAUGCAGAAGAAAGGCUUUAUUUGCUCUUUGAUUUUCAAUGAUUUCUUUUUCAUUUCUCAUCUUUAUUCAUUCUAUAA